This is a messenger RNA of Helicoverpa zea (corn earworm), 6552 nucleotides long. RefSeq lists its product as uncharacterized. The coding region runs from base 1 to 6552 and encodes 2183 amino acids. Gene Ontology annotation, biological process: DNA integration. The transcript has 3 exons. The record is from RefSeq and is a predicted model, not a curated record. Gene Ontology annotation, molecular function: nucleic acid binding. Lineage: Eukaryota; Metazoa; Arthropoda; Insecta; Lepidoptera; Noctuidae.
AUGGAAGAUCUUCUAACAAGACAAGCUGAGCUUACAACAUUAAUCGAGAGGAUUUUCACUAACUUCAAGAAGGAGAACAUGGAACGCAGGAAGCUAGUGGCUAAGAAGAAAGCAACAGAAUUAAAACUUAUGUUUCAUGAGUAUAAGGAGAAUGAUGAUGUUUUGAAGGAGUGUAAAGAUCGUUCUAGUGACUACUUCACAGGAGGUUACUUUAUCGAAACAAGAAACUACUAUCUGGAAGCAUUAAACUUCAUAGAACAGUACAUAAAACAGGAUGCUGGAGAAAACGUAACAACAUCUAACAAAACUAUAGAGAGUGUUGAUCUAACAAAAAUUAUAAAGCAACAGGAAGAACAUGCGGAGACUGUAACCAAGAGUACAGAAGAGAAGUCCGAAACCAACAACACUAACAAUAAGCUAACCGAAAAACUGCGAAAACAAACAGCUAAUUACAGAGCCUUCCAGCGUACCAUAUCGAACAUCGACGUAGGUAUUUUAUUAGAACAUUGGGAACUUGAAGAUGCGAUCAAAACAUUGGAAUCACGCUGGAAAAUCAUAGACUGUCUUCACUGGGAGAUUGAAAGUGAAUUGGAAGCCGAAGGUAAAGAAGAGUUGGAACUACUGUACGAUAAAUACGAAAAGCAAUACCUCCGUUUGAAGAAGUCUAUUAACUCUAAAAUGUGGUCGGAAAAACAUAGAGACAAAACAACACCUAACUUAGAAGUACCAACAUUCAACGGCAGUUACAACCAAUGGGUGUCCUUUAAGGAUUUAUUUUCGGAAGCUAUCCACAACAAUCCUUCACUAUCUAAGGCGCAAAAAAUGCAGUUUCUGAAGAGUAAGAUUCGAGGAGAAGCUGAGCGUCUCAUCCAACACUUGCCGAUUAGUUCGGACAACUACACAGUUUGCUGGGAUAUCCUUAACCGCCGUUACAACAACAAAAAGCUUAUAUUUACAUCUCACAUCAACAUGUUACUAGAUUUACCAGUUUUAAAACAUCAAGCAUUAGCGCCAAUCAAGAAGAUGCAUGACGUCACUCAAGAGUGCCUUAAUGCAAUAACAAACCUGGGUGUGGACAUAUCCACCUGGGACCCUUUACUUGUACAUCUUUUGGAUCAAAAGUUAGAUGUUGACUCCCAUUCCGAGUACAUAGACUCGUUGAAAGAUCGCCGUGAGUUACCGGUUCUCAAAGAUUUUUUAGACUUUUUGGAAAAAAAGUUUACUGCACUAGAGUCAUCUCGUCGCAAGAGCGAAACCUUGCCACAGAAAUUUGGCAAUCAAUAUUCUCAACAAAAUCCAUCAACAUCAUAUGGAAAAUUACCUUACCAUCGAACAAACAAUUAUUUUAAUUACAACAAGGGAAGCGCAGACAAACAAGUUAUUACGAAAUCAACAUGCAACAUAACUACAAUAAAAUGCCCAUUAUGCAACAACGGCCACGGACUUUAUAACUGCAAAAGAUUCUUGGAAAUGUCCAGUGAACAGAAAUUAAAAACAGUGAAGGAAUUAAAAGUCUGCAUGAAUUGUUUAUUUAGUCAUAAUGGCAAUCCAUGUAAAUCACCUCAAACAUGUAGAAAAUGCUCGAAGAAACAUAAUACCAUUAUUCACGAUGCCUGCAAUAUUGGGUACAACACAUCGACUACAAAUGUAGCAAAACAAAAUGAAAUUCAAAACCCUCACGUGCGUCAAAGUAAUGAAAAUGACUUAUCAGCCGAGGUUUUGUUGUCAACCGCUAUGCUGAAGGUUAAGGGUACUGAUGGAACUUAUCAUGAUAUGAGAGCGUUAAUAGACCAAGGAUCGCAAGUUUCCUUAAUAACAGAAAGGGCGGCGCAACAGUUAAAUCUGAAAAGACAACAUUGCAAAGGAACGGUUAUUGGCGUUGGAGAAAAGGAAAAUAGUGGAAAAGGGUUACUAAACAUUCAUUGCCGCUCGAUCUACAGUGACUACGAGUUUCGAACUGACGUCAUUAUUAUGAACAGCUUGAUUGGAAACUUACCCAACAAAACAUUCAAAAAGCCAAACUGGAACAUUAUUGAAAACAUAUCCCUCGCGGAUCCCGAUUUCUACAUUAGUCGACCCAUUGACAUUUUGCUUGGAGCAGAUGUUUAUUCUUUAAUUCUUUUAAGUGGCAUGAUAAAAGGGGACGAAUCAACUCAGCCCGUCGUACAACAAACAAAACUUGGUUGGUUGCUAUGUGGAACCGCCAAAACAUACCAGUGCAACAUAGUGCAUAACAUUGAACAGAUACAAAAAUUUUGGGAAAUAGAAGAGAUCAGUGAGCAGUCUCCUUUAUCAGUACAAGAUCAACAAUGCAUAACAUUUUACAACGAAACUACAACACGAAAAGAAGAUGGACGCUAUGUCGUCAGGUUACCGUUAAAGGAAGACAUAACAAGUAAACUUGGGUCUUCUAAACAAACUGCACUGGCACAAUUUCGAACCUUGGAAAACAAAUUUAAAAGGCAACCAAAAUUGGCUCAGGACUAUAAGAACUUCAUGAAUGAAUAUAAAACAAUGGAACAUAUGAUACCGACAACAAUUAGUAACCAGACACCUGAGUAUUAUUUGCCGCAUCAUGGAGUUGAGCGUGUCGAUUCUUUAACAACACAAUACAGGGUGGUAUUUAAUGGUUCUCAUAAAACAAACACAGGGUACAGUUUGAAUGAUCUCAUGCAUACCGGCCCUAAUUUACAAAUUGAUCUACAAACACUUCUUUUAAAAUGGAGACAGUAUAAAUAUGCUUUUACGAGUGAUAUUGAGAAGAUGUUUCGUUUUAUAGCAGUAGAUGAAAGAGAUCAAAAGUAUCAGAAAAUAUUUUGGAGAGAGUCUCUAGAACAUCCUAUUCAAACAUUUUGCUUAACAACUGUCACAUAUGGAACCCGCGCCGCUCCAUUUCUGGCAAUAAUGACUUUAAGAAAACUAGCAGCCGAUGAACGUGAAACAUACCCAGAAGCCUCAAAAGUUGUCGAAUCAGCAUUUUAUAUGGAUGACCUUGUACAUGGGACAAACACAAUUGAAGAUGGCAAACAGUUAAUCUCGGAUUUGAACGCACUAAUGAAACUAGGUGGUUUUAACUUAAGGAAGUGGUCGUCGAAUGAGAAAAAGCUACUGGAUAACAUUAAGAAGGACGGAAACAAAUCAAACAAUGAAGUAUUUACAUUUAAAACAGAAAACAUUUCGAAAACAUUGGGCUUAUGUUGGAACUCAACAGAAGAUAAAUUAACAUUUCAGUACAACACAAACAAACCUAAAGACAACACCAGAAUAACAAAACGAACACUGUUAUCGGAGAUCUCAAAGGUCUUCGAUCCGCUAGGUUGGAUGGCACCUUUAUCAACCAAACUUAAACUGUUGUUUCAAAGGGUUUGGAAGAAAAACAUGAAAUGGGACGAUGAAGUGCCAAUUGAAAUUCAGAAGGAGUGGAUCAAGAUUAAAAGCGAGCUCGGCGCAAUUAAUCAAUAUGAGGUACCAAGAUGGAUACGCAGUCGCAAGGAAGAUAUCAUAGAACUACAUGGCUUCUGCGAUGCGUCUCUUGUAGCCUUUGCUUGUGUCUUAUACGCACGAGUCAACGACGAAACAGAGCCAGUGCUAUUGGCCGCAAAAACAAAACUGGUACCUCACAAAAAAGCAGUAACAUUACCCAGAUUAGAGUUGAGUGGAGCACAUUUAUUAGCAAAACUUAUGAAGAAAACACAGGAUGCACUUUCGGAACAUAAAACACAAAUAUAUGGUUGGACGGACUCAAUGGUCGUGCUUGGAUGGAUACAGGGCGAACCAACUCGAUGGAAAACAUUCGUCGCCAACCGAGUGCAACAAAUAGUUGAAACAAUACCGAGCACAUGCUGGCGUUAUGUAAAGUCGGGCGAAAACCCAGCCGAUGUAGCGAGUCGGGGUUUAUACGCACAACAAUUAAGAGACAACAUUUUAUGGUGGCACGGGCCCUCAUGGCUCACAACAUUCGAAAAUCAAGAACAAGAGACCCCAACCUACACAACAGAAGAAGAAGUAAGGUUAAAUAAAUCAUGUACUGUUAAAGAACAAGAAGAAAACAUUAUUGAAACAUUAUUGCAUAAACACAGCUCAUUCAAUAAAGUAAACAGAAUAAUUGCAUGGUUGUUACGUGCAUUUGCACCUAAGCGAACAGACAUGCCAUCAUAUCUCACAUUACAUGAACUUACUGCAGCAAAAUUACUUAUAAUUAAAAACGUGCAACAAAUGGAAUUUAGAUCGGAAAUUGAAUGUUUACGCAAUAAGCAAAGACUAAGUACAAAAAGUAAAAUAUUAAAUUUAAAUCCAUUCAUUGACUCAUCUGGUGUCUUACGCAUUGGAGGCAGACUUGAAAACUCAACAUUGAACAUGGAGAUGAAGCAUCCAAAGAUCAUACCACGUGAUAGUCGUCUGGCUGAGCUUUUAGUGGACGAAGCUCACAAACUUACCUUUCAUGGAGGUCCUCGCCUUACUCUGGCCAAUCUGAGGCAGCAGUAUUGGAUACCUGGAGGGAACAACGCUGUGAAAAAACGUCUGAGAAACUGCGUGAUUUGUCGCAAAAACAACCCACAGCAACAUCAACAGAUAAUGGGUGAUUUACCCACUGCACGUACGGAGCCAGCCCCGCCCUUUUACCACACCGGAGUGGACUACACCGGUUUCGUUGAAAUCAAGAGCAACAAAACAAGGAACGCAAGGUCGAUGAAAGGUUACAUUGCACUUUUUAUUUGUAUGGUCACAAAGGCCAUACACCUGGAACUUGUAACAGAUCUAACAAGUACAGCUUUUUUGGCGGCCCUAAGAAGAAUGACGGCCCGACGCGGAGCCCCACGCUAUAUGUAUAGCGACUGUGGAACCAACUUUGUGGGCGCUGAUCGUAUUUUACAACAAGAACACGAACAAGUGCAACAAACAUUUGAUAACAACUUCAUGGGUAUACUUGCUGAUAUGAACAUUGAAUGGCAUUUUAAUGCCCCGUCGUGGCCCAGUGCCGGAGGUUUAUGGGAACGCGCGGUUCGCAGCUUAAAACACCACCUGAGAAGAGUGAUUGGGUCACAAAAAUUAACAUUUGAAGAAUACUACACAAUACUAACACAAAUUGAAGCCUGUUUAAAUUCAAGACCCUUGUGCGCCCUAACAGAAAACAUUGAUGAUCUUGAUUACCUGUCACCAGCCCACUUUCUCACAGGCAGGGCAGGAGUAACAAUCAUAGAAACACCUGAAGAUGGAAGAACAAGAUGGUAUUUGACUAAUCAACUAUUUCAACAAAUAUGGAAGAGGUGGAAGUCGGAAUAUUUGUCACAACUUAACGCACGAAACAAAUGGUUAAAACCUCAGGAUAACAUUCAAGUAGGGAAUUUGGUCAUUAUUCAAGAUGAAAACUUACCAGCCGGGAAGUGGGCGAUGGCUCGAGUAGUCGAACUGCACCCUGGGCGCGACGGAUAUGUACGUGUUGUUUCACUGAAAACUCAACAUGGGAUCAUCAAGCGGCCAAUAGUCAAAUUGUGUUUAUUACCUAUUCGACCCGCGCAAGAUGAACCUGAAACGAAAACUGAUAACAAACAAACUAAACAAACAGGAAAGAAAGGAAACAAGAGGCACUGCAUUUCCGCUACAUUGUACUCCGUUGUGAUGGCACUAACAUUCUUUAUGACUCUUAUUUCAAAUGCCUACGGAACAAGUAACAUCACCCAACUGAACGAAAAUCAAGCAAUCUACUUUGAUCCCAUUGCCAAAAUGCAACUCAUACGACACCAGUGGACGUUGGUAGCCUACUACGAUAUGUCACCGUACUGGGAAGGAAUAACUGCCUUCAAAAAAUAUUCAAGCUAUCUGGAACAAUCCUGCAAUCGCAUGAACAAUACCAACAAAUGUAACAUGAUUGUACCACAACAAAGUCACGAGUACACGGAGUUGCAGUAUUAUAACCAGCUGUUGCUGACACAACAUUUCAUAGAGCACUCCAGACGGCGUCGCGGGCUUAUCAACGGCAUUGGAUAUCUCGCCAAUGGACUGUUCGGCGUAUUAGAUGAACGCUUCGCAGAACAGUACGCCCAAGACAUUGAACUUAUAAAACGAAACGAAGCACAUUUGAAGAAUUUGUGGAGUAAUCAAACAUCGGUAGUAGAAUCUGAAUACAACUUAAUUAAAAGGAUGGAGAAAAUGGUUGCCAUGCAACAUAAAGUCAUAAACAAACACCUGAACAGCCUUGAUAAAGCUUUGAACACUAUCCAAGCGGAAGUAAACGAAAUAACAAAACAGCAAGAGUUUAUUCUAACAGCAAUUGCAGCGAACACAGUCCUGGCACCGAUUAACCACAUAAUCAAUCUGACUAUUGAUCAAGGAUACGAGGACAAUUUGGACAACCAAUCAAAUGAAACAGAAACAGUGCACAACAACUUGCUUAGAGAGAUAGACUUGAAGUUAAAACAGUUGAAAGAAGAACAGAAAUAUGAAAAAGCUGGAAUACAACCCCGGAAGAGACGAUCAACGAAGCUCAACCAAUGCCCAGGACUUCUAGGAUCAACAAACACCAAUCGCAAGCUCAAGAAGAACACGAGAUGA